Arvicola amphibius (Eurasian water vole) is the source of this 1110-nucleotide messenger RNA. RefSeq names its product phosphate cytidylyltransferase 1B, choline (gene Pcyt1b). Gene Ontology annotation, biological process: CDP-choline pathway. The transcript has 8 exons. The record is from RefSeq and is a predicted model, not a curated record. Gene Ontology annotation, molecular function: phosphatidylcholine binding; choline-phosphate cytidylyltransferase activity. Bases 1 to 1110 code for a protein of 369 amino acids. NCBI's taxonomy places the organism in Eukaryota, Metazoa, Chordata, Mammalia, Rodentia, Cricetidae.
AUGCCAGUACUUACCACUGAUGCUGAGUCAGAAACAGGUAUCCCAAAAUCCCUUUCCAAUGAGCCUCCCUCAGAAACCAUGGAGGAAAUAGAGCACACAUGCCCACAGCCUCGACUGACCUUGACUGCACCGGCCCCUUUCGCAGAUGAAUCCAGCUGCCAGUGUCAAGCGCCUCAUGAGAAACUAACCAUUGCCCAGGCCCGCUUAGGAACACCAGUUGACAGGCCUGUUAGAGUGUAUGCAGAUGGCAUAUUUGACCUCUUCCACUCAGGUCAUGCAAGGGCACUUAUGCAAGCAAAAACACUGUUUCCCAACAGCUACUUGUUGGUAGGAGUCUGCAGUGAUGACCUUACUCACAAGUUCAAAGGUUUUACUGUGAUGAACGAGGCAGAGAGAUACGAAGCCCUGAGACACUGCCGCUAUGUGGAUGAAGUCAUCAGAGAUGCACCGUGGACUCUCACGCCAGAGUUCCUGGAAAAACACAAGAUUGACUUUGUGGCUCAUGAUGACAUCCCAUACUCCUCUGCUGGCUCUGACGAUGUUUAUAAGCAUAUAAAGGAAGCAGGCAUGUUUGUUCCAACACAAAGAACAGAAGGCAUCUCAACAUCAGACAUCAUCACCAGAAUUGUCCGUGACUAUGAUGUGUAUGCCCGGCGCAAUCUUCAGAGAGGAUACACGGCCAAGGAACUCAACGUCAGCUUUAUAAAUGAGAAGAAGUACCGUUUCCAGAACCAGGUGGACAAGAUGAAGGAGAAGGUCAAGAAUGUGGAGGAAAGAUCAAAGGAAUUUGUUAACAGAGUAGAGGAGAAGAGUCACGACCUAAUUCAAAAGUGGGAAGAAAAAUCAAGAGAGUUCAUUGGCAACUUCCUGGAACUGUUUGGGCCAGACGGCGCAUGGAAGCAGAUGUUCCAGGAGAGAAGCAGCCGGAUGCUACAGGCCUUAUCUCCGAAGCAGAGCCCCGUGAGCAGCCCAACCCGGAGCCGGUCCCCUUCCCGCUCACCAUCUCCCACCUUCUCAUGGCUCCCGAACAAGACCUCUCCCCCCUCCUCACCCAAAGCAGCCUCAGCCUCCAUCAGCAGCAUGAGUGAGGGGGAUGAGGAUGAGAAGUAA